This is a messenger RNA of Dendronephthya gigantea, 2743 nucleotides long. RefSeq names its product adhesion G protein-coupled receptor L3-like. Gene Ontology annotation, cellular component: membrane. Gene Ontology annotation, biological process: adenylate cyclase-activating G protein-coupled receptor signaling pathway; cell surface receptor signaling pathway. Lineage: Eukaryota; Metazoa; Cnidaria; Anthozoa; Malacalcyonacea; Nephtheidae. Bases 85 to 2727 code for a protein of 880 amino acids. Gene Ontology annotation, molecular function: G protein-coupled receptor activity. The transcript has 11 exons. The record is from RefSeq and is a predicted model, not a curated record.
GUACUGUCGACAUUUUUGUCUCGCGUCUGACCUUCUAUAAACAACAGCGCCAGUCUCACGAAUUGCAAAGCAAACACAGGAGUUAUGCCUGGGAGAAGAAGGAAUAAAACAAUCACUAUUGAUUUGAAGUUAUCCAUUACGUUGCUACUUCUUGGAAAGCAUAUUAUAGUAAAUGUUUCUGGGUUUCCAAAUCAAUGUAGGAAUCAUCUUGAGCUCAAGAAAGGAAAACGUAACGUGAACAACAGUAUACCUGCAAGAUAUUGGCAAUGUGAUAAAAAAAUCUCAAAGAAAGCUUGGUAUAGGUUCUCGGGUGAUGCUGGGAAUAUAAUAACUUCGAUGGCGGUUACGCCAGGUAUGUGUGGAUCAACGAACCCUGGAUGGUUGAAUGGACAACAUCCUUGUAUGAUGAAUGAAACGAAAACCGGUGAUGUAUGCUUUGUUGAUCAGCACGGUGAUUGCGGAACACGAGUAGAUAUCUCGAUAACACAUUGCGGGGAGUUUUAUGUGUAUCAACUACCAAAGAUGAAAAAUUGUAGGAAGGGAAUGGGAUCAUUCUGCGGAGAAACCAGCAAAAUUCCCAUCUCGUCCUGCAACACCACAAAAACAUCAAUAUCAAGUUCCACUUCGACGACAAAGCAAAGUGAAAUCGAACAGCGUUCAACAUUUCCAGCCGGUGAUCAACGUUCAACCUUUGCUUUCACCAGAAGUGAAGGUUAUCCAAAGUCAACAUUUCCUUCAACCACAAGGAGCGUCAGAAUCGAAAAACAUUUGGCCAAACUGGAGAACGAGGCAGAUAAACUUUAUAGUAACACAAUAUCUGAAGCUUCUCGAAAGAAGAUGGCGAAAAGGAUUAUCCACCAAUUGUCAAACAUAACAUAUCUUGAAAUAACAAAUGGAGGGGGAAAUGAGAGAAAAGAAAGUGUUCUUGUUUAUACAGUUACAAUACUUCAAAAAAUCGUUGAUUUGAAUAUCUCUGAUAGCAGCCUCGACGUUUUGGAACCUGCAAACUAUGUGUUGCAUAGCUCAUAUGCAAAUUCCUGGAGACAAGUAAAGGAGAAAAACACCAUUCGUAAGAUGAUAAUCACCUUGAAAAAUUAUGGUUUCCAGAAUGGUGAGAACAUCAAAAAGAAUCCAAAUGCUUCGAGUUUUUUUAUAUUCAAAAACCACUCGAAUGUGCAGCUUUACGCGACGUAUGCACAACACACAAGACGUUUGUCGAGAGAAGGAAGAUCGUUCAAAUUUCCGGAUGCAACAUUUAAACUCUCGUCUGAUGCAUUGCCUAAACAUUCUGGCGCUUUGGUCGUUGUUAUCUGGUUCAAAACUAUGCAUUCUUUCCUUAAUGACGACAUGCAUAAUCCAAUGAUUACGAGCAACAUGAUAAGUGCAAGUGUUAGACCUGAGCCAAGAACGAAGUUCAAACGACCUGUUCGCAUCAGAUGGGACAUGAAGGAAUUGAACGACUCAACAACGUGUGUUUACUGGAAACCAGAACGCAAAGAGAGUAAUUGGGAAACAAGCGGAUGUGUAAGAGUAAAAGAGAAAAUGAAGAAUAAUCUUCUGAUAUGUGAAUGUGAUCAUCUUACAGCUUUUGCUGCUAUGGACAUCUCGAGAGAUGUGGAAAGCAAAGCUGAACGGCAAGCUUUGGAGGCGAUAUCGACUGUUGGAUGUUCCUUGUCACUUCUUGCCAUAUUCUUGACAAUUCUCGCGCACGUUUUGUUAUGGAAAAAACUCCAGCAGAAUUCAAAGAGCGAAAUACCUUCACGAGUACUUAUGCAUCUUUGCGUAGCCAUUGGAAUGACUGAUAUCAUGGCUAUUUUAGCAGGGCCUGCCAGAAGUGAUGAGACAUUCUGCAUUUCCGUGUCCAUAUUAUUGUAUUUCUUUGUGCUGGCUGCGUUUGGCUGGAUGUUAUGCGAAGGAGCGAUUAUCUAUCUUCAACUUGUGAACGUCUACACUGGAUUGGGCUUAGGAGGAAGACACAUGAAAGUAUUUUAUAUCAUUGGUUGGGGUUUUCCAGUUGUUGUUGUGUCAUUCUUGGUUGCUCUAAAUAAUCGGAAGGACUUUAUUACUGAGCAUGCAUGCUGGUGUAAUAAUGAUGGUGCAUUGUUCUGGGUAUUUGUUAGCACCAUGAUUUUAAUUCUGCUGAUAAACUUUGUUAUCUUCAUUCUCGCGUUGCGGAGUGCCUUGUCCUCGAGCGAAGUGAGCACAACUCGCUCGCUAAGCAAACGAGUUGGUAGCAAGAACAGCAUUAAAGCAUCGGCCGGAGUAACAUUGCGAAAAGCAAAACUUGGUCUCAAAGGCACAGCUAUAUUACUUCCAUUACUUGGUCUGACGUGGGUAUUUGGACUGUUGGUGUUUAAUCGAGAUACUAUUGUGUUUAAGUAUCUCUUUGCUAUUUUCAACUCAAUUCAAGGAUUGAUGAUUUUCGUUUUUCAUGUUUUAAUCAAUAGAAAGAUUCAUGAUGCAAUCAUUAAAGGAAAAAAAACAUUUCACGCGACACACAUCAAUGUCACAGCUCUCAACAAUAACACCUGUGGUACCCUUUCAACUAGUGACGAGAGAAGUCGAAGGAAGUCAAGUAUUUCUGUCACUCCGGAAUUUUUACAGAAAACAUUAAGUCGACCUCUCGCAGUGAACAAUACGUACACCAUCAAUAAUAAUAAGUACAAGAACAACAUUAACUCAGAAAACGUUAUUUUAGAAGAUGUAGAACCUAUGAAGGAGCUAUAAUGAUCAUAUCCGGGUU